Messenger RNA from Hemicordylus capensis (graceful crag lizard), 5353 nucleotides. It is a transcript of the gene RAE1, whose product is annotated as ribonucleic acid export 1. Bases 569 to 1678 code for a protein of 369 amino acids. Gene Ontology annotation, molecular function: RNA binding; ubiquitin binding. The transcript has 14 exons. Gene Ontology annotation, biological process: RNA export from nucleus; transcription-dependent tethering of RNA polymerase II gene DNA at nuclear periphery. Lineage: Eukaryota; Metazoa; Chordata; Lepidosauria; Squamata; Cordylidae. Gene Ontology annotation, cellular component: nuclear pore. The record is from RefSeq and is a predicted model, not a curated record.
CUGCUGAAGGAGAACCACCACCAACAAAUAUUUAUAUACUGCUUUUCAACAAAAGUUUCCAAAGCUGUUUACAUAGAUAAAUAAUAAAUAAGAUAAUAAAUAAAUAAGAUGGAUUUAAUAAGAAACCAACAUGGCUUCUGCAAGGGCAAGUCUUGCCUCACUAACCUUUUGGAGUUUUUCGAAGGUGUCAAGAGACAUGUAGAUCCAGUUGACAUAGUAUACUUGGCCUUCCAAAAAGCUCAUGAUAAAGUUCCCCACCAGAGGCUCUUGAGUAAACUUGGCUGUCAUGGGAUAAGGGGACAGGUUCGUGUGUGGAUUGUUAACUGGUUGAAAGACAGGAAAUGGAGGCUAGGGAUAAAUAGACAGUUUUUGCAAUGGAGGGAAGUAAGAAGUGGGAUUCCCCCAAGGAUCUGUACUGAGAACAGUGCUCUUUAACUUGUUCAUAAAUGAUCUAGAGGUUGGGGUAAGGAGCCAAGUGGCCAAAUUUGCAGAUGACACAAAACUAUUUAAGGCAAUGAAAUUCAGAUUGUGAAGAGCUCCAAAAGGAUCUCUCAAAACUGGUGCCAAGAUGAGUUUGUUUGGGUCAACCUCAGGGUUUGGAACAGGAGGAACCAGCAUGUUUGGCAGCGCAACUACAGAUAACCACAACCCAAUGAAGGAUAUUGAAGUUACUUCACCACCUGAUGACAGCAUUGGUUGUCUGGCUUUCAGCCCACCAACAUUGCCGGGUAAUUUCCUUAUUGCAGGAUCAUGGGCAAAUGAUGUUCGUUGUUGGGAAGUCCAGGAUAAUGGACAGACUAUUCCAAAAGCACAGCAGAUGCAUACAGGACCUGUGUUAGAUGUUUGUUGGAGUGAUGAUGGAAGUAAAGUGUUUACAGCCUCUUGUGAUAAAAUUGCAAAAAUGUGGGACCUUAACAGCAACCAGGCAAUACAAAUUGCACAGCAUGAAGCUCCAGUUAAGACUGUCCAUUGGAUUAAAGCACCGAAUUAUAGCUGUGUGAUGACAGGGAGCUGGGAUAAAACUUUGAAGUUCUGGGAUACACGUUCACCAACUCCAAUGAUGACACUACAGUUGCCUGAGCGAUGUUACUGUGCUGAUGUGGUAUACCCCAUGGCUGUUGUUGCUACUGCAGAGAGGGGAUUGAUAGUUUAUCAGUUAGAGAAUCAGCCAUGUGAAUUUAGGAGAAUAGAAUCUCCACUUAAACAUCAGCAUCGCUGUGUGGCUAUUUUUAAAGACAAAGUGAACAAACCAACAGGGUUUGCCCUUGGAAGCAUCGAAGGAAGAGUAGCCAUUCAUUACAUUAACCCACCAAAUCCUGCCAAAGAUAACUUCACCUUCAAAUGUCAUCGUUCCAAUGGCACAAACACAUCUGCACCUCAGGAUAUCUAUGCUGUAAAUGGAAUUGCCUUUCAUCCUGCCCACGGUACUCUUGCAACCGUAGGAUCUGAUGGUAGAUUCAGCUUUUGGGAUAAAGAUGCACGGACAAAGCUAAAAACAUCAGAGCAGCUGGACCAGCCAAUAUCUGCUUGCAGUUUCAACCAUAAUGGCAACAUAUUUGCAUAUGCUUCCAGUUAUGACUGGUCAAAGGGGCAUGAGUUCUAUAACCCACAAAAGAAAAACUAUAUCUUUCUGCGCAAUGCUGCGGAAGAGUUAAAACCCAGAAAUAAGAAGUAUUAAAUCCUGUGGAUGUCAAUAAGACUGGCAGGUGCCAUAAGAACUUCGGCUGGGGAAGGUGUCUCUACCAGGAAGUUAUCUAACCAUGUCUGCCUGGUGGGCCUCUUACUUGUGUCUUCUUACAGUACCACAAAAGAAGUGCUCAUAUCUACUGCUGACCUCCCCCCCCCCUCAUUAUUUAUGAGUCUUGUGGGGUGUGAACUCCACCUUUCCUUAAAGCUUCCUUCCAUGGUGGCCUUCUGUCUCCAUAAAUAUGAUUACAGGCACAUGUUAGGCAGCACUGACACUCUACUCCAACCGAAGCUUUUGAGCUGAAUUGUUUAACACUGACAGCCAGAAGACCAACUGCAGCUUAAAAUGUUCAAUAUGAAAAGCAGAGAAUUUGUGCUAUAACUCAUCCCAAAGCCUCACAACCAAAGGACAUGUGUGAAUCCAUGAAAGUAACAUCCCCUUCAAAUCUAUCUAGCUAAGACCCAAACAGUUGCCCUAGUUCGGUGAUUUUAAAUUGGCUCUGCUGUGGUAUGCAGAUACACUAUGAAGGUUUCCUCAGUGAAAUCAGAAAUGGCAGAGUACAUUCUUUAAAAAAAAAAAAAAGCAGCGUGGUCAUUGCUACUGAUCUUCCCACGCAACAUGCAGAUGCAAGUGAGAUCUAGGUUGUAUUUUUCCCCCUCCCAUGUGUGGCAAUGCUAAGGCUCAACAGCACCCUGCAGGAAUUAAAAAUGGGGUGUGUGGUGUGCAGAGUUCUCUGCAAUGUGAAAAGGUUCCAAGGCAGAUGUGCUGGAAUCCUUUGAUAGCCAAGCCCAUAUUCAAAAGGUUCCCUGAAAUUAGAAUGAUUGGGUACUGUUGCCCUACUUUACGAUCUCUGCUUUUUUUCUCCCUUCACCAUAAGUAUCCUGCAAAGGUGACAAAGCACACCCAGGCUUUUUCCAGUGGGUACUGGGCAUAAACAAAGCCAAGGUAAAGAGUAGUCCUGGUUCAGACAAUACUAGACCAUGAGUUAGCAUGACAUGAAUGAGCCUAAGGGAGCUGUGGGCUUGCACAUUCCCACCUCUCAUUCUCUUAUCAUGCAAGGAAAGGAGAGUUAACGCUUUUGCAAACGGCAGCUCUGCCUUGUAUGAACAUCUAGAAGCACUGCCUUGGAAUGUAUGUUUGUUAUGAUCAUGUUUGUGUUUAUUAUAAGCAGGACAGCUCAUCUUGUGGCAGCAAGCAUGAAUUGUCCCCUUGGCUAAGCAGGAUCCACCUUGUCUGCAACUGGAUGGAUAACUACAUGUAAGCACUGUAAAAUAUUCUCCUCGGGCAAUGUGGCUGUAACUCAGUGGUAGAGCAUCUGUUUCGCAGGCAGAAGCGCUCAGGUUCACUCCCUGGCAUCCCCAGGUGAGCUGGGAAAGGCUCCUGUCUGAAACCUUGGAGAGCUGCUGCCAGUCUGUAUAGACAGUGCUGAGCUAGAUGGACCCUUGGUGUGUAUAUAUAAUAUACCAGUGACUUGGCAUAUUAAAAUGUUCCCCUUAAAAAACAGCAACCUGCUUAAGGCAGUCUGAAACCUAAAAAUGCAUAGCAGUAGUCAACUGUCAAGAAUAGUGGUUGGCAUGCCACCUAACUGUGUGUGUGUGUGUGUGUGUGUGUGUGUGUGUGUGUGUGUGUGUGUGUGUGUGUGUAAGUAAAAGGAGGUGUGGAGACACCACAGGGGCCUGCACUCAGCCCUCUGCACAUCUGGUUGCGCCAGUAGGUAAAAUUCCCCAGCUCUUUAUUGCACUCAAGAAAAGCUCUAUAAGACACAUAACAUAAGGGUAUUCACACGUGGAGCCAAGCUAGGGCAGCUGAGCCAGGGUUAGGCUGCGUGUGUGAAGAACCAACAGCAGGAGUGAAGUCGCUCCUGGCACUGCCCCUGUGCCAAGCCUCACUAUUGAACCCGGUGUUGGUCGGGGUGGUGGACCUCCCACUCCCAGCAUCUCCCUCCUCCGCAUCACUGCUUGUGUGGGUGUGUGAUGCAGCAAGGGCAGGAUGGUGGUUGCUCAUCUGCUGGGGAAGGCAGAUGAGCUCCUGCCUUCCCCACAGCUCUCCCCCCCCCCAGCGAGGUCAUGUGACAGAUCUUUCUGUCUCUGAAUGAUGCCUCCACCCUUGCAGAACACUUCUGGAGCAUGGGCAGAGGUGGGAAGUUUUUCCAGCAACUGCAUGUGCAGAGCUGGUCUGGGGGAGUUGUGCAUGGGUCUCGCAUCUCCCCACACAGCUUCCUUGCACGCAUGCUUUCUUAGGUACAAUGUCAGCCACUGGCUUUAAAAGAUAAGUGACACAAGAGUAAGUUUGCCCUGAAUACAUUCCUUGACUUUAAACGUUCCAGCAGAACUUGCUAAAAAAUUAUGUUUCAACUGUCCCAGUAACUUGCUCUCCUUUUUGGCUUAUUAAGAAUCCUCAGUUCUCACUGCACCAUAAAAGGCUUCACAAAAUACACACAACUGUCCAUCCAUUGGGUAAAAAGCCAUUCUGACUGAUGCAGAGCACAUGAAUUUCCUGAGUUCUUUCCAGGCAGAGGUGCACAGAAGGUAGAUCAAGGAUCACCUAGUAAAUUUAUUUAUUUAAUUAUUUAUCAAAUUUGAGAAGUGAAUUUCUGGAUGGUUUGCAGCAUAUCAGCAAGGGUUUCUUCUCCCAAUUGUUUAACAAUAGCAACAAGAUUUUUAAAAAAUAGACUGUUAAAAUUCUUAAUCUGUAACAACCAAAAUAUAGAUUUAGGAACAUAGGAAGCUGCCUUAUACCAGGUCAGACCAUUGGUCCAUCUAGCUCAGUACUGUCCACACAGACUGGCAGCAGCUUCUCCAAGGUUGCAGGCAGGAGUUUCUCUCAGCCCUACCUUGGAGAUGCCACGGAGGGAACUUGGAACUCUCUGCAUGCAAGCAUGCAGAUAGUCUUCACAGAAUGGCCCCAUCCUCUAAGGGGACUAUCAUCUGGUGCUCACAUGUAGUCUCCCAUCCAGUUGUGAACUGGGCAGACCCUGUUUAGUAAACUUUUACUUGCAUAUGCAGAUUAUUUUAGUAUAUGGCUCAUAGGUAGAGCAAGCAAUUGGCUCCACUCCUUUGGCAACCAUUUUGCAUUUGUCUCCAGCUGGUAGGCCUCAGGAUUAUGGGGUGUUUGUUGUUUUUAAAAUGUAGAUCCUGUAAGCCAAAUGUGUGCCCAUCCAGGGAUGUCAUUAGGAGGUGGCCAUGGGGCACAACCUCUCAGUGAAUUGCUCAGAGCUCUGAAUCUCAUCAACCACCUCCUUCCUCCAUGGCCUCUUCCAGAAAGGAGUACAUCAGCGGAGGUACCUGCUCAGAGCCUGGGAGAGAGCUCCUAGCCUCACCUAGCUCUCUGGUGCUUCUAACAUCCUAGCUGCUGGAUUAUAAUAUUAGAGACUUUAAAAAUAUGUAUGUAAUUAUUAGCAGGGGACAGCAUUAUUGAGUUUGUCAAAAGAGAGCUGUGGGCCAGGCCCUGGAUCUUCUACAAUACCUAGGAAUGCUCCUGGCCCAUGCCUAUUUUAAAGUAGUUUACCAUCAUUCCGUUGUUGCAAAUCUUUAUUCAGACCAGAAGAUGGCAGCAUUUGCAUCUGUGUAUGAUUUGAAACCGUUUGGCAGAGGCCUUUGGAGUGUUUUGUAUAUACUGCCAUGUGCUAAUAAAAUAAAAGAAAUGAAACUUAAAAAAAAAGAAAAA